UCCCCCGUGUAAGCGUGAGGUGGAGGAGGACAUUCCAGAAGAUGUCACCACAGAAAAUCCCAGUAUGAAUUCUGAAGGAAACUUCAUGUUAUCACUGAAUUAUAACGUAGAAGAUGAAGAUAUCAUUCCGCACUCUUCAGGAGAAAACCUCUUUACCCUUAGUGUAUAUCCGGGACUUCAUAGUACAGAUCUAUUAUAUAAUCCCCCUAAUCACAAGGAACCAUCUCAUGACCGAUCAAAGAUUGUUCCGACGAGUAGAGGUCAGAAAGGAGGUAAAAAAUUUAAAUCCGGUAAAGAAUUCACAAAAAGAUCAAGUCUUUCUACACAGAGAAAUCACACAGGGGAGCAUCCAUACACCUGUUCACAAUGUGGGAAAUGUUUAAAAAAAAAAUCAUAUCUUGUUAUACAUGAAAGAAUUCACACAGGAGAAAAACCGUAUUCAUGUUCAGAAUGUGGGAAAUGUUUUACAGACAAAUCAAGUCUUAUUUGCCAUGAGAGAAUUCACACAGGAGAGAAGCCGUAUUCAUGUUCAGAAUGUGGGAGAUGUUUUAAUAAAAAAUCACACCUUGUUAAACAUGAGAGAAUUCACACAGGAGAGAAGCCGUUCUCGUGUACAGAAUGUGGGAAAUGUUUUAGAGAGAAAUCGAGUUUUAUUAGACAUGGAAGAAUUCACACAGGAGAGAAGCCGUAUUCAUGUUCAGAAUGUGGGAAAGGUUUUAUACAAAAAUCUGAUCUUGUUAAACAUGAAAGAAUUCACAGAAGAUGGAUGUAGAGAUGAGCAAAUAUACAGAAAUUUGUUUUGGGUCAGAUUCGAACAAAUCAGUCAGCAGAUUAGAUUCGGGUACAGAUAAAUUCAACUCAAAUCUAAAGUGCUCAGCUUGCCCUGGCAAAUAGUGGAUGACUAGAGUUGAGUGAACUUCUAUUUUCAAGUU
This is a messenger RNA of Bufo gargarizans (Asiatic toad), 932 nucleotides long. RefSeq names its product gastrula zinc finger protein XlCGF71.1-like. The record is from RefSeq and is a predicted model, not a curated record. NCBI's taxonomy places the organism in Eukaryota, Metazoa, Chordata, Amphibia, Anura, Bufonidae. Bases 65 to 772 code for a protein of 235 amino acids. The transcript is spliced from 2 exons.